UUUAAUUAUUUGUGAUCGUUUCUAAUAAGAUGUACACAUUAGACAGGGCGUCACUUCUUACUUCGAAUCUGGCUUAUCUUUACAAUAACACCAAAGGUCAAGGCUACACGGGAAAAAUCCGGACGAGCAGGAAAGAUGUUGCGACGACCAGUAGAUGCCCUUAAGAAGCAGCUACAGAAGAGGACUAAAAGAGCUUAUGAUGCAACAAAGGAUAUUUUUUCUAGACUAUUGGGAGCAGGGAUUGUUUUAAUAUUUGUAUUGUGGACAGCGGUGUUUCUUUACGGAAGUUUUUAUUAUGCAUAUAUGCCCCAGGUGUCACACUCAAGAUCUGUACAUUUUCAAAUCAACACGUCCUGUGAAGCCAACCAGAAGACUUGUUCAUAUCCAUUUGCAAAUAUUUCCCUUGUUAAAGAUGGUAGAGAUCAGCUUCUUCUUAAGGGACAGCCGUAUAAAGUGCUACUAGAAUUAGAAAUGCCUGAAACACCUGUAAAUGAAAAACUUGGCAUGUUUAUGGUUGAGAUUCAGUUUUAUUCCAAAGGUGGGGUUAUUACAAAGACAUCAUCAAGAGCAGUAAGUAGUAUGCUGCGGUACAAGUCCCCAUUACUGCAAACUAUAACAACCUGGUUCUUCUCUCCUUGGCUCUUGUUUGGGUUCCUGGAGCAAAAACAGACAGUGCUUGUGGAACUUUUCAGUCAGUACUAUGAGGAUGCUUAUCUCCCUUCACUUGGUGCUCUGAUAAGCCUGAAGCUUCCAGGGGUGGAUAAUGCAAUUAAUGUCUACUCUGCUGAGUUGAUAAUGCAAGCUCAUUUCACUGGCUUGAGGUAUAUUUUGUUCUACUGGCCAAUCACGUCUUCCAUGCUUGGGAUUGGUACCAUCUUCUUCUUCCUUGCUUUGGUUGCACUUUUCUCUUGGCAUCGUUUCCUGUGGACCCCAUCAUCAGACAAAAACGAUGGGCUACAGCCAGUGAGAUUUGAAAGAAAAUUAGAGGCUGAAACUGCCUCAGAAGGCAGACAGAGGAAUGUAGUAGAUCAACCAGAAACUGUUGGAGGUAGAAGCAGACUGGAGGAUCUUGAAGAUAUGAAUGAUAGUGACCCUGAGCUGUUGGAUGUUCAGGAUGCAGAAUUCACACGAGAUGACAAUGAAGUUGAACAAGACAUUCCUGGAGCCAGUGCUUCUGUGUCCACGGUGCGAAAACGAACUGUUUAAGACAGUCAGCACAAAUGUUAUACUUCUUAAUAAAAAAACAUUUAAGAAGUCAACACAAAUCCUUGCCUGUCAAGCCUGUGAAUACUUCUCAGCAUUUCAGAGCUUUAUGAUGAAUCAGUGGAUAUAACUGUGAUAUUAAGUUUUUUUUUUCUUUUUUUUUUUUUUUCUUUUUUUUUUUUGUUAACAAAUAGUAGCCUAAAAUGUCUUUGUUGGUAUGAUUUUACAUGUGUAAAAUCAAGUGCUUUUGUAUAAAUUUUUUUGUAUGUAUAUUUUUCUUUGAAAUUUUUGAGAUAUCUAGAUUUAUGCUUGUUUUAACAAGGUUAAAGAAUACUUACUGACCAAUUAUAUCACAAAAAGUGCAAAUCAUGAAAACAAGAUGGAAAAUUCGGCCCCAAUUUUUGCUGAAAAGGGGCAGAAAAAAGUGACAUGAUGCCCACAAAACUGCUUCAAAUUGCACUGUAUUGUUCUUAUAAUUAUUUUGCAGCGUGGGAGGGGUCCAGCUAUGUCAAAAAAUUGAUAACUAUCUUCUUUAUGUCACGCAUUUAACACUGUGCCAUAUACAUGUUAAACAGCUACUUCUGUUGCAUAGCAUUCUGUUCAUUUUAGUCAAUGACAAUAAAAGUGUUCAUGCAAAG
Lingula anatina is the source of this 1841-nucleotide messenger RNA. Its product is annotated as seipin. Gene Ontology annotation, biological process: lipid droplet organization; lipid storage. Lineage: Eukaryota; Metazoa; Brachiopoda; Lingulata; Lingulida; Lingulidae. Gene Ontology annotation, cellular component: endoplasmic reticulum membrane. The record is from RefSeq and is a predicted model, not a curated record.